CGAGCCAGCCGCACUCACUUCCUAUUCAGCAUUCAGCAGGGAAGGAGCUUCUGAACAGCCGCAGCCACGCCACGUAGGCAUUCUUUUCGCUGGAGGAAAAGACCCAGCAGCUGUCGGAGGAAAAGACCCAGCAGCUGUCAGCCAAGGGAUAUGUCGCAGCAGCCAAGUAAGAAUAUGGGUGAUUCCAGCCCUCCGCCGGAGUCCCCUAAGCCUCCUGUCUAUAGCCGCCCUACGGUUCUGAUGCGGGCUCCGCCUGCUUCCUCCCGGGCUCCUCCAGUCCCUUGGGAUCCACCUCCAAUGGACUUGCAGGCUCCCCUGGCUGCUUGGCAGGCACCUCAGCCUGCCUGGGAGGCUCCCCAGGGCCAGCUGCCGGCCCCGCUGGGUUCGGUGUGUCCACUUCCCCAGCCGCCUGCCUUGGGGGCUCCCAUGGUCCAGGCUCCCCCACUGGGGGCGCCGAUGGCCAAGCCUCCAGCUCCAGGAGUCCUGAUGGUCCAUCCUCCUCCUCCGGGAGCCCCGAUGGCCCAGCCUGCAACUCCAGGAGUCCUGAUGCUUCAUCCUUCGGCUCCGGGAGCCGCUAUGGCUCAUCCUCCUCCUCCUGUAACCCCGAUGGCCCACCCUCCUCCUCCUGGGACCCCCAUGGGCCAUCCUCCUCCGCCUGGGACCCCCAUGGGCCACCCUCCUCCUCCUGGGACUCCCAUGGGCCACCCUCCACCUCCUGGGACCCCAAUGGCCCAUCCUCCGGCACUGGGGGCCCCGAUGGUGCAUCCCCCUCCUCCGGUGACCCCGCUGGUCCCUCCACCCCCACCUGGGACCCCGAUGGCACAUGUUCCCCUUCCGGGGACACCGAUGGCCCAGCCACCAGCUCCAGGAGUCCUGAUGGCCCAGCCGCUGACCCCAGGAGUCCUGAUGGUCCAGCCACCUGCUCCAGGAGCCCCGAUGGUCCAGCCUCCUCCACCGGCUGCCUUGAUGACCCAGCCUCCGCCUUCGAUAACACCGAUUGUCAAGCCUCCAGGUCCUGGUGUUGUGAUGAUUCAUCCUCCGAGUGCCAGAGCGCCAAUCAUCCAGCCUCAAGUAUCAGGAUCACCAAUGGCACACCCAGUGCCCCCCCCUGGGCAGCCACUGGCUUCUUGGGCCCCCCAGGGUCAGCCUUUUAUCCUGCAAAUCCAGUCUCAGGUCAUAAGGGCUCCUCCACAAGUUCCAACUGUACCACAGGUCCCCCAGGUGCAGUUGGCCACAACCCCAGGUUGGCAAGCCACUUCACACACAUGGCAGGGGGGCCCCCAGGGGUGGCAAACGACCCCCUUGACCUGGCAGACCACCCAGGUCACUUGGCAGGCCCCCACAAUCACCUGGCAGGCCCCCCCACCCAUCCGACAGGGGCCCCCACCCAUUCGUCCAGGUCCUCCACCAAUACGACCUGGACCACCUCCUGUGGUCCGCCAGAUGCCACAUGUGAUCCGACAAGCCCCACAAGUGAUCCGUCAGGCCCCACAGGUGAUUCGCCCAGCCCCACCUGUAAUCCGACAAGCCCCACCACUGAUCCGCCCAGCCCCACCACCUAUCCGGCCAGCUCCACAUGGCAUGGCUAGCCAGCCUCAGCUGUGGCAAGCCUUGCCUCCUCCACCUCCACUGAGGCAGGCACCACAAGCUCGGCUGCUGGCCCCCCAGGUGCAAGGUGUGCCACAGAUGCCUAUGGCACCACCUGUUACGCAGGUAGUGGCAGCACCACCUGCUGGCCCGCAGGUGCCACAGCCAGUGCUGCCAACCCCACUGUCUGUCCCAAUGCCUGCCCCCCAGGCUGCCCCUCAGUCUGGCUCUCAGGCUGUGCACUGCCCAUCCAUCAUCUGGCAGGCCCCGAAAGAACAGCCCCCAGUGCCAGAGGAGCUGCCAAUGUCGUUGGAGUUCCAGGAGGUGCAGCAGGCCCAAGUGAUGGGCUGGCAAGCACCCAAGGUGCCCACUCAUUUCUGGCAGCCUGGGCCUGACCAGGAGGAAGAGGAAGAGGACACUGAGGUUGUCCAGGUGGAGCAGCAGCAGCCCUUUCGGGGGUCUCCAGCCUCCCCCAAAGCCCUGCAAACUCAGCUAUCCACCCACCAGGCCCAGCCCACAGGCCCACAGGCAGAAAUGCCUGCAAUGCAGAUGGAGCCUUCUUGGGAAGGCCCACCCCCCAUUUUGCAGGCCCAGCCUGGAGCCUCCAUAAUGCCAACAAAUUUUCCCAGGGGCUCUGAUAGAUCAGUUGUGACUCCUUCAAGAGAAUCCAGGGCCUCUUCUAGAGAACAUAGGGGCUCUUCUAAAGGCCGCAGGACCUCUGCAAAGGAGAAAAAGGGACCUCCAAAAGAGCGCAUGAUCAUAGGUGCCACCUUCUGUGCUCCAAGGGCAGCAUCAGCUUCCAGGGCACACCUACCAACUGCCUGGAAAAACUUGCCUGCCACAUCGGAGCCCUUUCCUGCCACUUCAAGGGUCUUUCCAUCUACCUCUCAUUUCCAGCCUGCCUCUUCUAAUGCCUUUAGAGGCCCAUCUGCCACCUCAGAGAGCCCAAGGUCACUGCCAUUUGCCCUGCAGGAUCCGUAUGCCUGUGUAGAGGCACUGCCUGCAGUUCCCUGGGUUCAGUAUCCUGAUGUGAAUGCCUCACCGGCAUGUAAGGCAGUGCCCACCAUCCUGAUGGUGGCAGCAGCUGCCCCCCAGGCAGCUGCUACUAUCCCAGAGGCCUCCAAGACCACAGAGCCACCACGGCGAUCAGGGAAAGCCACCCGGAAGAAGAAGCAUCUGGAACCCAAAGAGGACAGCUGUGGUCAAAGGAUGGCCACACGUGACUGGCGAGCUACCCGGCCCUGGGAGAAUCCCAGUCAGAAUGACUGGGAAAUACAAAGGGCUGUGCAGCUCCUAGGGGACUGGGAGUACCUCUACACUCCCCAGGGCAUGAAUGCUUGGGAGUGCCCCAGUACCUCUAGGAUCCUGAGUGGCUGGGAGGGUCCUAGCACAUCUUGGGUGCUAAGUGCCUGGGAGCAUCCCAGCACUUCACAGGCCCUAGGUCUCUGUGAUGGCUCAGGUGUGCCUCAGCCCAGGAUCUUCUCUGAGGUCCCAAGUCUCUCUCAGGGAUCCAUUGCCACCCAGGAGGAUCCCAAUAGGGAGGCUCAGCCAUUGUCUCCCUUAGAUGAGAGAGCAAAUGCUCUGGUGCAGUUUCUCUUGGUCAAAGACCAAGCUAAGGUGCCCAUCCAGCGCUCGGAGAUGGUGAAUAUCAUCAUCCGAGAAUAUAAAGGCGAGUGCUUAGAUAUCAUCAGCCGUGCGAACACUAAGCUAGAGUGUGCCUUUGGUUGUCAACUGAAGGAAAUUGACACCAAAACCCACACUUAUAUCAUCAUCAACAAGCUGGGGUACGCUCAGGAUAGUUUGCUGGUGUCCUAUUUAAAGAGGCCCAUGUUUAGCCUCCUAAUGAUGAUAUUGAGCUUCAUCUUUGUGAAAGGGUACUGUAUCAGGGAGAACUUGCUCUUUAGUUUCCUUUUCAGGUUAGGAUUGGAUAUCCAGGAGACAAAUGGACACUUCAAGUGCAUGAAGAAGCUCAUCACCAACGUGUUUGUAAGACACAGGUACCUACAGUACAGGCAAAUCCCCAGCUCUGAGCCAGCAGAAUACGAGCUCCUCUGGGGGCCCCGGGUAUUCCUCGAAACCAACAAGAUUCUUGUCCUGAGGUUUCUGGCCAAGCUCUAUGAGAAGCAGCCCCAGAUCUCUCCAUGUCAUUACGUCGAGCCACAGGUGGAGUUUGAGUGCAAGGACAAAGACGAGGAGCCUGAUGACAGUGAUGAUGAUUCUAAGGAACCCACCAGCAGUCCCCACUAACAGGGGGUACUAAGAUGAACUUAUUUCUUUGGGUCCCAAGCCAAAGGACACUGGACAGUGUGUGUGGGACAUUGUGUUUCUGAUGUUUUUUGCUCCUGUGCCAUGUGUGUAACUUUGAAUUUUCAAUCUGUUUUUAUACCUGCCAACGCUUUGUACAUUUUCAUGUGAUGUUGAUUUAAAUCGCCUACUGUACUGUUUGGUAUAUUGGUGUAUUUUUUAAUAGGAUCUGUGAUUCUUUGUUUUGUAUUACAGUUGUUAUGUACUGACUUUGUGAAAUGAACUGACAAGCUAUUCGUCUUAUUCUGGUAUGUGUGUGUAAAACUGUAACACAUUGUUCUUUGUUAAUAUGACACAUCAGUAAAAAAAA
Molecule: messenger RNA, 4201 nt
Organism: Nannospalax galili (Upper Galilee mountains blind mole rat)
Lineage: Eukaryota; Metazoa; Chordata; Mammalia; Rodentia; Spalacidae
Gene: Magel2
Product: MAGE family member L2
Exons: 1
Coding region: 151-3834 (1227 amino acids)
Biological process (GO): negative regulation of transcription by RNA polymerase II
Cellular component (GO): nucleus
Source: RefSeq, a predicted model, not a curated record